Molecule: messenger RNA, 7290 nt
Organism: Arvicola amphibius (Eurasian water vole)
Lineage: Eukaryota; Metazoa; Chordata; Mammalia; Rodentia; Cricetidae
Product: selection and upkeep of intraepithelial T-cells protein 9-like
Exons: 12
Coding region: 5103-6203 (366 amino acids)
Biological process (GO): T cell receptor signaling pathway; regulation of cytokine production
Cellular component (GO): external side of plasma membrane
Molecular function (GO): signaling receptor binding
Source: RefSeq, a predicted model, not a curated record
AAAGGGGAUGUGGGAUCGCACAUGGGAAGCAGCUCUCUUCCUGCUGCCUAUCUCUGCUCUGCCCAGUCCUGGAUCCUCUAUGCCCCAUUUCCUCAUCUGUAAAAUGGGAAGAACACUAUACAUCUCAGCCUAUUGCGGUUUAUGUAUCCCGACUUCUGCCAAUCAUUCUCUGCCACCCAUCCCUUCGGUGAUCCCAACACUGAUCUGGAAAAGCUCACAUUCUCCUACAGAAUAGUUGUGUCUUUCCUUGGCCUGCCAUUUAUGGACCUUUCUGAUUUAAUUUCAACUUUCCAAUCUUUCAAGGAAACCGAGGCAGCACCAGUGGGCAGACAGCAAAGGGCAGGCCGUCUGUGUGGGAACACAUUGGAUUCAGACAACGGCAUCUAAGCAUCCUCUUGCUUCAGUCUUGGAUGCCGCACCGAAUCAGUCAUCUUCACGAGUGGAGACCACAAACUGAGGAUAUCUUGCCAAGUCAGGGAGGGAUUGUCUGUUAAGUUCAAAAGUAGAGAAAUCUACAUGUCUGUUAAGCCAAGGGCAGAAGGGUCACAUAGACAGAUUUUUACCUUCAGAUGUGGAUGGGGUUCUUGACAGAAUGUGCUCUUGGAAGAUGGUGAAUUUCAGGCUUGGGAGUGUUCACCAGAGGCCAGAAUGGCUCAUCAGUGAGGCUGGGCAAUCAGCAAGAGUUGUGGAAAGUCCAGGAGAUGGUAUGUUUGUGGGAUGGGUUUCCUGCCUCAACUUCCUGACUGAACAGAGGGCAGCUGGAAGCAAUGAUCAUCUUACAACUGAAGCAUGCCACUGCAAGAGUUUCAAGCUCAUGGGACAGUUUCUGCAGGGAAAGCGACACAAUGCAUUGCUACCUUCCCUGGAGGUAUGGGGUGGAGGUGGGAAGUUCUGGGCUCAGGCUUCCCCUGUUAUGCAGCUUGUUGGGAAAAGGAAAGAGACUCGCUGAACACACGAGAAAGCAGUGAGAGCCGGGAGGUCAUGGACUUCACAGAUGAACCCAUGAGGCUUUGCUCUCGCUAUCCAGGCGCACCGUGUCCUUGGCUGCACUCAGUCCUCAUACUCCCUCCCCGGGAUUUACUAAUGAUGGUUGAAGAUGAAUUAAGGCCCAGGAACGGAAGGAAAAUCUCUGCAUGGGAAAGGUGUGGCGGAUCCAAGGGGUUUUUAGGAAUGGGCUUUCUGGAAUGCUGUAGGUGCUCCACAUAACUCUGAUGAAUUCGUGGACAAAGUAGAGACCUGGAAGCAAGAUGGAACAAACAGACAGGUGUGAAUUAGGCCUAGCACCCCACGACACAUCUGAGACUUGUGCACAAGUCACUGUCAGCUGCGGGGCCUCAAAGCCUCUGCCUGCGCAAUCAUGGGCUUGGGCUAUGCCAGCCGUGUUCAUUCCAGGCUGCAUUUAUCAAUCAUCUAGGACGUUUGAAAGAACUGAAAACUGGAUCCUAACUCAAGGGAUGCUGUCUCAACAUGUCUGAAAUGGGGCCUGUACCAGCCGCCUUCAAAAAUCCUGCAGUACCAGUUUGACCUCCAGAGGGCACUCAGACACCUCUAUAUCCUGCAGCUGCCUUUCAAAGGAACACAGCAAGUAGUUCUAUUGAGCUCUGUCCAGAACCACACUAUGCGUUUCUAAGUCGGGGUAUCCACUUAUGAUUACAAGAAAUGGCAGAGGACAAACACCCUUUCUAUUUUAUCAUUCAUUCCUUCAUUUGUCCAUCCAUACAUCCACCCAUCCAUCCAAACCUCUCAUUUAUACCUUUUCUCAGCCCAAACAGCCUUUGAACAUACCCUACUCUAAAUUAAAGACAUUUGGAAUAGGCAGCACAGUUGCCCUUGAGACUCUCAUUCGAAGUUCAAAUAGUUAUCCUCCUCUUUGAAUUCUUGCGCAGAGGGUUGGACUGUGGACUAGAUGCUUGGCACAGUACUGCUUGGGUAAAGCACCAGUUUGGUCUUCUAUGACAUGUAGAGAAAAUUAGUUUUUUCUUCAGUUACAUAUUUAUUACUCUCCAUUUCUUAUUCUAGUCUUCUGAAACCCAGAACACAAGCAGGCAUGAUUUUUUUUUUUUAAAAAAAAAGGUAGUGUGAAGAUCACAUCAUAAUUACAGUGUGUGGAUGUCAUGGCAAACAGGAAGUCCAAAAUGUGCCCUAGAGAUGUGACAACUAAAAAACUAGGGACAUAGGAACUUGAGACGGAAAAAGGCAGGCCAGAGGAGGAGCAAUCACACCAUUCUGAGUUUCCAGCCUCGGGGAAGGAUGAAUGGAUCUGAGGUGAACUAGGACGAUCUCUGAGGAUGGUGCCGAGUCUUGGAGAGCCGUGUUUUGAGCAGGAUCAGAAGCAUCUCUCCCCUCCCUAUCUUAUGAAUCUGAGCACAUUGGAGCAGCUCUCUCUCUCUCUCUCUCUCUCUCUCUCUCUCUCUCUCUCUCUCUCUCUCUCUCUUUGUGUGUAUGUGUGCAUGCUCGUCAGAAGGUGUCCUUUCCUGGACCUACUCCGUUAAACACCAUGGUUAAAACCAUUAACCAGCAUGAGUUUUCCUUCACCCCUCUCUUCUUUAAGGCUCUAUCAUGCUGCCUCUGGUAUGGUCCACCCCUUUCCUAAUUGUUCUCCCACUUCAAGGCCCAACCAUGACCCUGUGUUUGAUUGAAGUAGUCAGAAAUCAGUAGAAGGUUUUUAAACACCAUUGAUCUUACUGACAUUUAUAGAAUAACUUGCUUGAUGACAGCAGUCCUAUGGAAAACCCCCAUUUUAAAAAACAUUGUUUUUUGGCAACCACUUCUGAGAAAUGUCACCUUUCCACUUCUCUGGAAAUGGAAGACCAUUCUGAUGGAUAAGUGUGGUCUAAUUCCAUCCUGCUUCCAUUCUGGAAAACCUCUGAAGAACGUCUUCAGCAUUCCUGUGUCCUUAAUGGUAUGGGGCUGCUUUUACAGAUCAACGUUGGUCAAUUUUCUUCAUCUGGCAGAGUGUUCUAGCCAUAUUAUCUUCAAGGAGGUUUAAAUCUCAGGCUCCGUGCAUGGCACCUUCGCCCCUCAGAUUCUUUGGUUUGCCAUUAUUUGUUAACUCAGAGAUAACAGCUUCUAUUUCUCACCGCAUGGAAUUAAUGGCUAAUAAACCACCUUCUAUAACUUCAGCUUGAGAAUGUUUUUAUGUGAAAAUUUCCCUUUGUGGACAACCCAAGUGAUUUCUGUCUCUGAAGCUGGCCUUGGUUGAGCUGUCAUGGCAUGUCAGGGUGACACACAAGAUCCUGCUUAGCUUGCUGGAAGCUUUUCAAAAGAGGCCUGACUUGAAUCAAAUGCCAUUUGAAAUUUCUUCCACUCUUCCUCAGUCUUUGGGUCUGAAAGAAGUGUAGCUUGACUUCUAGAAUCAAUUUACACAACAAUAAAAAAAUCACAUGACCUUGAGGAAGAAAGGCAAAUGCUUCCAGGUUAGCAAAGCAGGGUGAAAAGGUAUCUAUCUAUCUAUCUAUCUAUCUAUCUAUCUAUCUAUCUAUCUAUCUAUCUAUCUAUCUAUCUGUAGUUCACUCUGUUGAUUCAGUGGAGUCUUCAUUCUAUACCUGCAUUGUCUGCCUCUCAAUUAGAGGGGUAAAUAUCACUGUGUCCACCUAAAACCUAGGCAUUGUUUCUCAGUCAGGAAGCUGUACUGUAAAGACUAUUACUUCAUGCAUUGAACCACUCACAAAGAGAUGUCUAUGCUAUUGUUGCCCAUUGAGAAAGGGUGCUUCUCUGAUAAUAAACCUGACACAAAAUUCUAUUCUGAGCCAUUGUAUUAUAAUUUUAUUGAGUUUCCUGCUUUCACAAAGAUUAAAGCAGUAUUUUUAAAUUUAAUAUAAAGUAAUUUUAAUCUCUUUUGGAUCCCGAGGAGCUCAUGAGCAUCAAGCAAGGUGAAGACUCAGAUAAGCCAGCUAUUCGGUAUCAACCUAUGCAAGGUGCCAAAAAGGAAAAUACUAGAAUAAAUUCAAAACUUUGUACCAUUUGAUGAAUAAUUGCUUCAUUUAAUACCCGGUGGACUGAGAAUUCCUGUUGCUCCAUUUAAAACUGUCAGUGUAUCACACACAGGAGGCAGCAUUAAAUGGACUCUGUAUUUUUAAAGAAUCACACAUGAAGUUUGAAAGAAAGCGUGGUUGUGGGGGGAUUGAGCUGGAGUUGGAAGACAGAGAAUGCUGUUGAUUUGAUCUAAGUAUACUAUAUGAAAUUCUCAAACAAAAGUUGUACCAUUUUGUAUUUUAGAGACACAUGACUUCUUUACUGACAGCCUUCUCCAGUAGCCCUGCAGGCUCCCCUGAGUGCUGUAAUUACCGGCAUGUGCUGUCAUGCUUGGAUGACAGGACUUUUUGUAUGCACCUCAAGUCAUUAGCAGAGUACACAGAGUACUUAAUAUACUUGAUUUCUUACGGAAAUUAUUAAUAUCCCUGUGGUAUGCUUUUGAGUUGAUGUGGAAACUAAUCAGAGCUGGAAUGCCCGUAUAUAGAGGUAAAGACAGGAGUCACCUGGGUAAAUUUUUAAAUUGAAAAAGAUUCUUUCAUACAAUACAUUUCAACCACAGUUUGUCCUCCCUCUCCUACUCCCAGUUCCAAUCAUCCCCCCUCUUCUCCAGACCCACACUUCCUUGGUUUCCCUUCAGAAGAGCAGGCCUCCAAAAGACAACAACCAAACAAGACAAACAAGAUACAAUAAAACAAGGCAAAAGCCCUCCCAGACAGGGCAACACAAUAAGAGGUGAAGACUCUCAAAAGCAGGCAAAAAAGUCAGAGAUGCACCUGCUCCCACUGAUACGAGUUUCUUAAAAACACAAAGCUAACAGCCAUAAUAUCUAUGCAGAGGACCUGGUGCAGACCCUUGCAGGCCUGACACGUGCUGCUCUAGUCUCUGUGAGCCCAUGUGAGUUCUACUUAGUUGAUUGUGUGGGCCAUGUUUUCCUGGUGUCCUCCAACCCCGUUGAGUCCUACAACCUUUCUUCCGUUUCUUCCACAGGGUACCCCAUGCUCCAAGAGGAGGACCCAAUGGAGAUCCUCCAAUUUAGACCAUUUUUCUCCUUAAUAGUCUGAUUGUGGGUCUCUGUAUUUGUCCCCAUCUGCUGCUGGAGGAAACCUCUCUGAGGACAACUGGGUGUGAUGGAGCCUGCAGCUUCCUGUUUAUUGGGAUUCCUUGUGGCCUUUCUUCUCUUACAGUUCACAAUACCCACCCAAGCAAUGAGUUCCGAUAUACAAAUUAGCAUUCAAGUUCCAGAUGCAGAAAGUGUACUGGUGGAGUGUACUUCAGGAAAUUUGAUUCCACCUGCUGAGAUUAUCUGGAGAGACAGCAAGGGGAACGUAAUUCCACCCUCGUCAAAAUUUGAUUCUCAGAAUAGAGCUGGAUUAUGGCACUUGAAGAGCAAUAUUCUUCUAAAAAACAGAACACAAGGUCCUAUUACUUGUUCUGUUUACAAUGUAACUACUAAUCAGGAGAAAAAGAGAAGUAUUUUCCUCCCAGAUGUCCUGUUCAAACCAGCAUAUAUGUCAUUGAUGUCAAAAAGACCUCCACGCCCUGUAAUAUAUUUGAUCAUUAUAUUUAUUCUUCAUUGUCUCAGAUGUUUUUGUUGUCUCAUAUGGAAAAAAUAUAAAUGUAUAAAAGAUUCGAAGGGAUUGAGACUUGUCUACCAGCUUGUCUGUGAAGGUCUACCGUUAGCUUUGUAUAUUGGCUUUCUUCCUCUCUACUUGACGUUCAGGAGCCAAGCUUCUAUUUUGGACGAUGCAUACCCAUUGUAUAGUAACUGGCUGUGGGAUGUAUGCAUAAUCUUAGUUGUGAUGAUGAUAUUUUUCACUGUACUCAUUUUGCUUCUACUUUGUACCCUAAAGACCAAAGAACAGAACAAUCAAGAUCGUUUAAGCCAAACUUCAGAUGAAGCUGUUCAAGAAAUGGCAUCAUUUUUGUCCCUACGAAGUUUCAGAGAGGAAAUCAUCCUACACCAAGGAAGUUGCAGUGAGGAAAGCAUCCCUCACCAAGGAAGUUGCAGUGAGGAAAACAUCCAAGAACAAGGAAGUUGUAUUGGGAAAAUCAUCCUGCACCAAGGAAGUUGCAGUGAGGAAAGCAUCCUGCACCAAGGAAGUUGCAGUGAGGAAAGCAUCCAAGAACAAGGAAGUUGCAUUGAGGAAAGCAUCCUGCACCAAGGAAGUUGCAGUGAGGAAAGCAUCGUGCACCAAGGAAGUUGCAGUGAAGAAAGAAUCCUGGACUAAGGAAGUUGCAGGGAGGAAAGCAACCUAGACUAAGGAAGUUGCAGAGAAGAAGGCAUCAUGGACUAAGGAAGUUGCCGUGAGAAAUCAUCCUGGACCAAAAAAGUUGCAGAAAUGAAAUCAUGCUGUUCCAAUGAACUUGUGGCAAUGAGAUCUUAAAUCUUCUUCAGCCCUUAAGAUCAGAUUGCAGUCUCAGCUGGGGAACUUGAGGAAGUAAGAAAAACAGAGAAAGAUACAGAUUUGAACUAAAAAAUUAUAUAUAUGUAUGUAUAUAUAUAUAUAUAUAUAUAUAUAUAUAUAUAUAUAUAUAAAUGAAACACACAAUUGAGGGAUUCUUCUGAUCAAAUUUUGUUCUGUCUAAAAAGUGUAGAUUUUUUAAAAUACAUUUUUAAAUCAACAUAGAAUUACAUUGCUUCCCUACUUCUUUUUCUUCCCGAGCUCCUUUCAUGUACCCUCCUUCCAACCCAUCCCAUGCCACCCCCUGAUGGACUCUUUUUCUUUUUUAUUAUUGUUAAACACUCACAGAUAUGUAUAUGUAUGCACAAAUAUAUAAGCACAACAUGCUGAGACUGUUUUUGUUUUGUGUGUGUGUGUGUAUAUAUAUAUAUAUGUAUAUAUGUAUAUAUAUAUAGUUUCAGAGCAAAAAUAGCGAUUUUGAUUUUGAUCUUUGUCAAAAUAUAGGUAACAAUCAGUGUCCAUUUGGUCUGUGAUCCAUAUGCUCCUCCACAUCUUAAACUCAGUAAGGAUUGAAUCAACAUGAAUUUCUUAAAAAUAAUUUUUUUGACAAAUUUUCUUCAAAUGUGAACAUAGGAUUUUGUUUUUGAAGAAAGGAUGAUUGAAGGCAAUAAAAGCAAUGAUGCAAACUUUAGGGAAAAGUAUUUUAGAACAAAAUAAUGUACUUUUGUGUAUAGUCAAUGUUUAUCAGCAAAAUAAAAUAUUUUCUUAAUUAUUAAAAAUUCUAAAAUUAUAUUACCUAUAUAUUAUUUUUGCAAUUUUCAUAAAAUAGUAUUAAAGUAAAUAUAAUAGCAUCAUAAAUAAAAACUACCAGAUUUAUAGAAAGGCAGCUAAUAAACAUAAAAUGAAUCACUAA